Molecule: messenger RNA, 4144 nt
Organism: Lethenteron reissneri (Far Eastern brook lamprey)
Lineage: Eukaryota; Metazoa; Chordata; Hyperoartia; Petromyzontiformes; Petromyzontidae
Product: L-gulonolactone oxidase-like
Cellular component (GO): membrane
Molecular function (GO): FAD binding; D-arabinono-1,4-lactone oxidase activity
Source: RefSeq, a predicted model, not a curated record
GUGUGUGUACGUGUGUGUGUGUGUAUGUGUGUGUGUGUACGUGUGUGUGUGUGUACGUGUGUGUGUGUGUGUACGUGUGUGUGUGUGUGUACGUGUGUGUACGUGUGUGUGUGUGUGUGUACGUGUGUGUGUGUGUGUGUACGUGUGUGUGUGUGUGUGUACGUGUGUGUGUGUGUGUGUACGUGUGUGUGUGUGUGUGUACGUGUGUGUGUGUGUGUGUACGUGUGUGUGUGUGUGUGUGUACGUGUGUGUGUGUGUGUACGUGUGUGUGUGUGUGUACGUGUGUGUGUGUGUGUACGUGUGUGUGUGUAUGUGGGGAGAGCGGUGGUGUAAUGGUUAGCGCUCUGCACUACGAACCCGGCGACCAGAGUUCGACACCCGCUCACGGCCAACACCAGUGGCGAUUCUCUGAACCGGUGCUGGGCUUCCCCUAGGUCGACUCGGCCUCAAAUGAGUACCUGGUGCGGUGUGUAAACAUCGCCACUGGGGGAGACAAAGGCGGCCGGGCGUGGCGUUGGCCACUCACCCCUCGUGUGCCGUGGCGGCCUUCAUAGGUGCUAUUCGCUAACAGCACUCGCCCCAACAGUCUGUUAAGGCUGCUUUGUCUUUGUGCGCGUGUCAGUCGAUGGUUGUGCCGGGGGCCUACUGAGGCCCCCCUCUGCGAGGCCCCGAGCCUCCGGAGGGGGCUGAGCAUUCCCCCGUUGAAGGCCCUGUCUGGUCUGUGUUGUUUUUAUUUUAUUUGUACUCUUGAUCGUGAUUUUUGAAAACCGAAUCUCUGCGUCAUUCCGUGGAACUCUGACCGCGGGUGCCCGAGGCCGACGUCGUUUCCGGACGUCCGCGUGGGUGGCUGUGGUCACGGUGCAAUUAAAGCGUGGGCCAAUCGCUCCACGUGUGCCUCCGUUUGUCACGCGGAGAGAGGGCGGCGUGGUGCGAGAGCGGGGGGUGUGGUGUGAGGUGGGUGUCAUGUGACAACUACCUCUCUGGCCUUUCCGUGUAUGUGCUAUGAAGAAGGUCCAUUGCCCGAAACGUCACCAUUCUAUACUUGUUUUGUCUCGUCAAAGAGAAACAGGUGUUGCAAUUACGGGUGUUGAGAAUGGACGCCAUGCGAGUCCUGUUCCAGAGGGUGUAACGUGAUUGUUGUUUUGGUGAGUGUAGUUUGCUCAUUCAGAGUGGUUGAUGUGAGCGGUUGUAGUGCCGAUAGGUGGCGCGUGCUUGUGGUGAGAACGGCUGUAUGGUGUGGUGGUUGUGGGAAUGUCUUGGCUGUCGUGUAUGCGAGUGCUGUCUGCAUGGAGUCUUUGUGAAGCGUGACUUUGUCUCACCACGACUCCGAGUCAAUGGGUGCUGGUUGUUUGUGGGGACCCCAAAGGAUCCUGGCUCCCCUCGCCGCCCUCUGAGAAUCCGGGGUCAGGGGCCAUUGCGGGUGCCCUAAUUGGUAAUUGGAAAUUUAUUUCGUUUCAAUAGAAUCCUGGUCAAUUAAUAACGCGCAGGGGACAGAGUCCAACACUGCACCCUCCCAAGCGUCUCUCUCUCUCGAGUCGUCUCUCUAGCCGGUCUCUCCAUCCACCAUCUCCAUCCAUUUCACCAGCGUCCCAUCCAUCCAUCGCUUCAUCUCUCCACCCAUCUGUCUCGUAUAUCACUCCGGGACCCCCCUCUCUCGCUCUCCAUCCAUCUAUCCAGCCAUCUCCAGCCAUCUCCAUCCAUCUCCCCAGCCAGGCAGACUCCUCCAGGAACCCAGUCUCCUGCUCCUCGCCUCGUCUGUCAGCUCGGAGCCAUGGUGCAGGGUGAACGAGGCCACCGCUUCAGCAACUGGGCGCGAACCUUCACGUGUCGCCCAGAGCUCUUCUUCAUGCCCAGCAGCGAGGCCGAGAUCCGAGACGUGCUGGCCCAGGCGCGUGGUGCCGGGCGCCACGUGAAGGUGGUUGGGGCCGGGCACUCACCCUCUGACAUCGCCUGCACCGAGGACUUCAUGGUCAGCCUGGAGCGCUUCAACAAGGUCCUGCAGGUGGACCGGGAGUCUCGGCGCGUCACCGUCCAGGCCGGGGCGAUGCUGAGUGACCUGAACGAGGAACUCGCGAAACACGGACUCGCCCUCUCCAAUAUCGGGGCGGUGUCUGACGUCACGGUGGGCGGGGUGAUUGGCACCGGGACCCACAACACUGGGGCAGCGCACGGCAUCCUCCCCACUCAGGUGUGUGCGCUGUCUCUGAUGCUGGCGUCUGGCGAGGUGGUGAGCGUGAGCGUCGAGUCCAACCGGGACCUACUGAGUGCGGCGCGCGUGCACCUGGGCGCGCUCGGCGUGGUGCUCACCGUCUCGCUGCAGUGCGUGGCCGCGUUCCGCCUCGCGCAGCGCACCUUCCCCAGCACCCUCGCCGAGGUGCUGGGUGAGCUGGACACUCACCUCUCGCGCUCCGAGUUCUUCAAGUUCUUCUGGUUCCCCUACACCGACCACGUGACCGUGUUCUACAUCGACCGCACCGACCAGCCCAUCAAGAACCCCCGCAGCUGGUUCUGGGACCGUUUGGUCGGCUACUACCUGUUCGAGUUCCUGCUGUGGCUCAGCGUCCUCGUGCCGCGCCUCGUCCCGUGGAUCAACCGCGUGGCGUUCCGCGUGCUCUUCUCGGGGCGCACGGAGCGCGUGGACCGUAGCGACCGCAUCUUCAACUUCGACUGCCUCUUCCUGCAGCACGUGCAGGACUGGGCCCUGCCUCGCGAGCGAGCCGGCUGGGCGCUCACCCAGCUGUCGCGUUGGGUGCAGGCGACGCCGGGCGUCCCCGCCCACGUCCCCGUUGAGGUCCGCUUCGCGCGCGCCGAUGACAUCCUGAUGAGCCCCUGUAGCGGGCGAGACUCGUGCUACAUCAACAUCAUCACCUACAGGCCCUAUAACCGCGAGGCCGAGCGUGGUGCGUACUGGGCGGCCUACGAGGACAUCAUGCGCCGGGCAGGGGGGCGCCCUCACUGGGCUAAGGCGCAUGGCUGCACCGCAGAGGAUCUGUCACGCAUGUACCCGGGCCUAGAGGAAUUCGCUCGAGUCCGCUCUCGCCUGGAUCCCCACGGCCUCUUCCUCAACCCCUACCUGCAGCGCGUGUUUCCGGGGGCGGGGGAUGAAGAGGGGGAGCAGGGGGACGUGCGGGAAGGAACGCAGCCUGCCCACUGAUCCCAGCCUCAUCGUAACCCAGCUAUCACUCUCCCCUCUCCGAUCCCAUCCUCCCAUUGACCCCACCUUCAUAGUGGCUGAUCCCCCUUAUCACACCCUCACACUGAUCCCACCCUUCCACUGAUCCCACCCGCACACUCAUCCCACCCUGACACGGAUCAGAAUCGGAAUCUUCAUUGAGACUGGAGAAAUCCGACAAACUAUAAAGCUCUUUUUCACAGAUGUCCAGUAUGGGCGAGUCAUAAAGAGACAAUAACGAGUCGAGGAAUAGUGCACUGCAGUAGAGGACUUUCUCCAGGUCACUGAAGGGACAUGGUAGAGGUUUUUGUUGGGUUCGAUCGCGUAAAUAUAUAAAUGUGUCGUUAAAACCCACCACCACCCGACACAGCCAACUAGUAAGGGUUGUCACGUAAACAGAACGCGGCCAGUUCGUCACUAGUACAGCACUAACCGGUGUGUUGGAGAGCCAAGCCACAACAUUUACAAUCUGAGUACGACGUUUCGCCAGUAAUUACAACUAGCUUCAUCAGGCGACAGCCAGAUUUGUGGUUAAUGUACCUUCGUUAAGAGGUUGAAAAUGUGGGCGAGGGCUUUCUAGACGGGAUCUGCCACAUCGACAAGUGGGAACGCAGUCAACUCGUCUCCUCCCGUGGACCACGAUGUCUCCAUCGGUGCGAGCUGACGCAGGAGGUCCAGUUCAGAUAUGGGACGAAACGAGACGUAGAGUCGAUGAGACUUUCACUCACGUUUCUUUUUUUUUGUCAGAGGAAGAAGUGAGAGAUGCGAGAAAUGUUAGUCCGGUGUGUGUUUUGUCAAAGAUAUAUGUCUUGCUGAUUAAAAUCGAGAAUUCAAUCCAUUGACCCAUGGACAGAUGGUCCCACGCUCACACUGAUCUGCCACCCUCAGCACGCAUUCCCCUGGUCUCACUCUCAUCUGCUCGUGGUUGUCGCUUGAGGCCCUGGCUUCCCUCAAUAAAAAAUACAUAUUUCA